Messenger RNA from Lodderomyces elongisporus, 669 nucleotides. RefSeq names its product adenylate kinase (gene ADK2). Gene Ontology annotation, molecular function: AMP kinase activity; ATP binding. The coding region runs from base 1 to 669 and encodes 222 amino acids. Gene Ontology annotation, cellular component: cytoplasm; mitochondrion. The record is from RefSeq and is a predicted model, not a curated record. The transcript has a single exon. Gene Ontology annotation, biological process: nucleobase-containing compound metabolic process. NCBI's taxonomy places the organism in Eukaryota, Fungi, Ascomycota, Pichiomycetes, Serinales, Debaryomycetaceae.
AUGUUGAAACCAACAAGGCUCCUAUUUCUAGGAGCACCAGGAUCAGGGAAGGGAACUAUACUGAAAAGGCUUCUUAAAAGGUUUCCGCAAUUGCACCCUAUAUCUUCCGGAGAUGUGUUAAGAUCGCAAAUAUCGAAGGGCACAGAGAUUGGGAAAGAGGCCGAUAAAUACAUCAAGACUGGCCUGUUGGUCCCUGACUCUACCAUGGUCAAUUUGAUAACUGAACAGCUACGUGAACUCAACGGGUUAAAUGACAAGGCCAAUUGGUUACUAGAUGGGUUCCCACGUACAUUUGCACAAGCAGAGAAAUUGACAGAGAUCUUGGAUACAACAAACGCGAACUUGAAUCUAGUUGUAGAGUUGGAUGUUGAUCAAAAGCUCAUUCUCCAUAGGAUUGAGUCGCGAUACGUGCAUUUGCCUAGUGGGAGAAUAUACAGUUUGGACUAUAAUCCACCAAAAGUACCGUUUAAGGAUGAUGUUACUGGAGAGGAUUUAGUGAAAAGAGAGGACGAUAAUGCCAAGACUUUCAAAAAGAGAUUGGACAAGUACAAUGAGGAGAUUGGUCCAUUGAGGGAGUACUACCAAAAAUUGGGAAUCUGGCAUAGUGUUUCUGGAGAAACCAGUGAUAUAAUCUAUCCUAAAGUGGAAAAGUUGGUAUAUGAACUGUGA